Messenger RNA from Bufo bufo (common toad), 4431 nucleotides. RefSeq names its product transient receptor potential cation channel subfamily C member 4 associated protein (gene TRPC4AP). NCBI's taxonomy places the organism in Eukaryota, Metazoa, Chordata, Amphibia, Anura, Bufonidae. The transcript has 19 exons. Gene Ontology annotation, biological process: ubiquitin-dependent protein catabolic process. The record is from RefSeq and is a predicted model, not a curated record. Bases 68 to 2389 code for a protein of 773 amino acids. Gene Ontology annotation, molecular function: phosphatase binding. Gene Ontology annotation, cellular component: Cul4A-RING E3 ubiquitin ligase complex.
GACAGAGGGGGGCGCUGUAUCCGGUUUUAAUAUCCACACUUCCCGUGGUUCGGUAGUGGACGGAUCCAUGGCCGCUGCGGGGGCUGCGUUUCCUCGGUUGGGCCCGGGUAACUGCCGGGUGGAGAAUAUAUUGCAUCGCGUCCGGCGGGGGCAACUGACCGGGUGCGGUCUGACCCGGGGAUCUCAGAUUACUGAGGAGCUGCUGAAAGAAAGGGACAAACAGGCCAAGUGGAACAGUAUUCCUCUGUACCUGCGCAAGUUGUAUGACGGCAGCCACCUCAACAGUGACCUCUCCCAGUGCCAGCCCAUCCUGAAGGAAGUGUCUCCUCUACUUUCUGCGGAAGCGAUGGCAAUUGUAACAGAAGAGAAGAAGUCUGGUGCGGAAUCCCCCUUUCCAAACACCUACACGUUUGAUUUGUUUGGCGGAGUAGAUCUUCUAGUGGAGAUACUCAUGCGGCCGAGUCUCUUUCCUCAGAAGAAGAAACACAAAAUUAGCGACGAGCUGAUAAAGGACUGCCUGAGCAUCCUGUACAACACCUGCAUAUGUACAGAAGGUGUCACCAAGCGUCUGGCAGAACGGAAUGACUUUGUGCUUUUCCUGUUCACACUCAUGACCAACAAGAAGACCUUCCUGCAAACAGCAACCCUCAUAGAGGACAUCUUGGGCGUUAAAAAGGAGAUGAUCCAGCUGGAAGAUAUUCCCAAUCUUGGAAGUCUGGUGUCAAGCUUUGAUCAGCAACAGCUAGCCAACUUCUGCAGGAUACUCUCUGUCACCAUAUCCGAGCUGGAUACAGGCAAUGAUGAUAAGUACACCCUGCUCGCUAAAGACGCGCAACAGAAGAAGACCCAGAGUCCCUCCAGAGCAGAAAUCAACCAAGCCACCCUCCUGAACAUCCCAGGGUUUAUUGAGCGAUUAUGCAAGCUUGCUAUCCGUAAAGUCUCUGAAUCUACAGGCACAACCACCUUCUUGCAGGAGCUGGAGGAGUGGUACACGUGGCUGGACAAUGCCUUGGUAUUAGAUGCCUUGAUGCGUGUGGCUCACGAGGAGACAGAGCAGAGUGGAACCGAAUCCUCUGAUGAGAGCGGCCUGGCCAAUCCUUCUUCCAGGACGCAGCUGCCACAGUCCAUGAAGAUCAUGCAUGAAAUCAUGUACAAAGUAGAGGUUCUGUAUGUGCUCUGUGUCCUGCUGAUGGGGCGACAGAGGAAUCAGGUCCAUAAGAUGAUAGCGGAGUUUAAAUUGAUUCCCGGGCUUAAUAAUCUCUUUGACAAGUUGAUAUGGAGAAAACAUUCUGCGUCCACACUCGUUUUCCAUGGCCACAACCAGAACUGCGACUGUAGUCCUGAUAUAUCGCUUAAGAUUCAGUUUUUGAGAUUGCUCCAGAGUUUCAGUGACCAUCACGAGAACAAAUAUUUGCUUCUGAACAGCCAAGAAUUAAAUGAGCUGAGUGCCAUAUCCCUAAAAGCAAAUAUCCCCGAGGUGGAGGCUGUGAUGAAUACAGAUAGGAGCUUAGUAUGUGAUGGGAAAAAGGGCUUAUUAACCAGACUGCUGCAGGUGAUGAAGAAGGAGCCACCAGAGUCUUCCUUCAGGUUCUGGCAAGCCCGAGCUGUUGAAAGCUUCCUGCGUGGUGUGACGUCCUAUGCCGACCAGAUGUUUCUGUUAAAGAGAGGCCUGUUAGAGCACAUCUUGUACUGCAUUGUGGACAGUGAAUGCAAAUCUAGAGAUGUCCUUCAGAGCUACUUUGACCUCCUUGGGGAGCUAAUGAAAUUCAACAUAGAUGCUUUCAAGAGAUUUAACAAAUACGUUAAUAGUGAAGAAAAGUUCCAGAUUUUCCUGAACCAGAUCAACAGCUCCUUAGUGGACUCCAACAUGCUAGUGAGAUGCAUUGCAUUGUCUUUGGAUCGGUUUGAAAACCAGUCAGAUGAUAUCAAAGUGGCUCAAGUUCUUUCUGAAUGUCGGUUGUUGUCCUAUAUGAUUCAGGGAUCUGUGCGAAUGUCCUUCCUCUUCCGGCUGGUUAACAUAAUUCAUGUGCAGACACUGACCCAGGAGAAUGUCAGCUGUUUGAAUACCAGCCUUGUUAUCUUAAUGCUGGCCCGAAGGAAAGGCCGACUACCAUGCUACCUUCAGACCAUCAGAGACAUGGAGUGUAUGGAGAAGUACCCGGGGUUCAUCCUCAACAACUUUCACAGUCUCCUGCGAUUCUGGCAACAGCAUUACCUCAACAAGGAUAAGGACAGCACUUGUUUAGAAAAUAGUUCUUGUAUCAAUUUCAGCUACUGGAAAGAGACUGUAUCUGUACUGUUAAACCCAGACAGGACAUCGCCAUGUGCCAUAGUAAGCUACAUAGAAGAGGCAUAUAUGGAUGUGGAUAAAGAAUUCCUGGAGGACUAACCCUAGCUGGCAGCUUGCUGUAUGGACAGAUACCAGCUGGUAUUUCGGGUAUCCAGGGGGCUUUCUGCGUGCAGCGUUCCUCGGUUGUUGAUUGCACCAAGGAGGCAAUGUGCCCAGCAGUAACCAUUGAUGCCACACUCCCGGAUACAUUAAAUCUGUGCAAUACAUUCAGGGACGUCAUCAAUUAAUUUUACGUUUCGGUUUUUAUUUCUUUUUGACUAAAGGUUUUAAUUUUUCCAUUUCCUUCCUCGCUUGUGCCGUUCGUACAUAAUGAUAAACCUCGUCAAUUUGAUUAUUCCUCUUUUUUUUUAUUUUUUAUGAAAUGGUUGUUGUGAAAAGGACAAAAGUUGAACACUGUAGUCAUCAAGGACUCUUCUCUCUGUCGACUUGUUGUCUUCCCAUUCCCACCGGGCUGCGGGAACCCAGCAAUAAUAGAACGAUGCAGCAAACGGCAAAAACCUCCAUAACCUUAUUUAUGAUCCGAAUAAAUGUCUAGCUGACAGGGGUGGUCAAUGGGUUCUUGUUUUAAUCUCCAUAUGACAGAAAUGAAAUAAUAGUGGGGGGGGGACUCCAUUUUACUGUAACAUGUCUGUUUUCUUAUCAGAUUUGGGAGGUUUUAAUUGAAUACUGAGCCCCCCUAUUUCUAUCGAUCACCCCACCGUUUUUAUUUGCCAUUGUUACCAGGAUUUUAGUGUGACAUUUCACUAACGAGCAAGAAAUCUCUCACUGCUGUGUUAACACUCAGGAACGUUGACGUCAAUACAUGGAUUUAUUUUUUUGCGCUUUAACAUAUUGUGACUGUAAUUUUUAGCUGCAUUUUCUCUCUAGCAGAAGGCUUAUGUUACACAUUCUAUACCUUUAUCUAAAGAUCUUGAUUUUAACAUAGGGUGGCUUUUAUCACUUGACGUGGAGCAGGGGACCCUGUACAUUUUCCUGCUGUGGUCUUGAUCUGAAUGUACGCCUGUAUUUUUUUUUAUUUUUUAUUAUUAUUAUUAUUUGUAUUAAUUGUAUUGCAGAGGUCCACUAAUCACCAGGCUGUUUUACUGUCAACGAAGUGCAAUUCUACACAGCCGUAUCUGAGGUCAUUAUGGCUCAUCUCCACCUCUGCUUCCCCACCCUCCAGUGGGAUUUAAAGGGAAUGUGUCAUCAGUAAGAACCCGUUGUUUAAAUCACAUUUUCAUCUUAAACAUUUUUUUUUAGAAUCAUUUGGAGCUUUUUUAAAUGUUUCAUGUCAUUAUCUAUAUUAUUUUUUUUAUUAUUUUUAAAAAAUAUAUAUAAUCCUGCAAUUUUCAUACUGGCCACUAGGUCUGAUAAUGGCUCAUGAUUUCCUGUUCUGCACAGGUAAGGUCACUUUUCAGUAGCUAUUUCAUCAUCAGGCAGAAUUACAGUAAGUCUCACCUCUGUAUAGAUAACCAAGGGUCCACCAUUGACAAUAGAGGAAUAGAUCCGUUUAUCUACAAUCUCUUGACUUCUGUGCUUGGAAAACUCUCCCAUAGAAGUCAAUGGGGUCAACUUUUGUCCAUUGUGUCUAUGGCCCAUGUGGCUGCUCUCAGGGAGUCUUAACAUAUUAUAGGCCUAGUGGCCAGUGUGAAAACUGUAAGACAUUAGUUUUGUCUUUGUUUUUUUUUUUUUUUUGUUUUUUUAUAUAGAUAGUGACAGAUUUUUUUUUUUUUUUAUAUUUUAAGAAAAAAAGUGUAACAUAAAAACUUAAUUUAAAUAGUUGAUUUUCUGAUGGCACAUUCCCUUUAAGAACAUACCAGUCUUCUAGGCAUUUGUACUUGGUGUUGGUAAUACAGGUGGAGACCUAGAUCUCAAAUAUUUCUGUGUAAAUGUGUCUUUUGGUUAUAGGUUUUUAAGCUUCAGUGUUUGAUAAUAUGAAAUCCCUCCAUUCUAUUUUUUCCAAUCCCCUUCCCCCUCUUUGAUCAGUAACCUCCCAUAGGUCACUCUAUGACCAGGAACAAUGUUACCACACAAAGUCUUAGAAUUUUUUUUUGUUUAUGAUAUGAAUAAUUUGGGUUAUUUGCAAAAAAAAAACUAACAAA